Molecule: messenger RNA, 822 nt
Organism: Linum tenue
Lineage: Eukaryota; Viridiplantae; Streptophyta; Magnoliopsida; Malpighiales; Linaceae
Source: the annotation of a GenBank genome assembly
CCCCAAUGGCGUUCCCUCUGUGCUUCUCGUUUCCUCCUAAUCAUCAUCAUCAUCAUCCAAGGAAAUCACUCAAGGCUGCCGCCGUUGCAGCAACUCGAGUAGUAAUGAACAUCGCCCAAGUUACUGGAAACGGCAGAGGCGAUGGGUGGAGCAGUAGUUUCUUGGGCGGUUCAAAGGUGGCCACUACUUGUCAACCAAACCCGAUCUGCCUUCAUCACAACACCUCGUCCAGCAGACUACUCUACGCUUCAUCAUUUUCAGCGAGCGCCAGCACUGUGUUCAGCGUGGGAACAACAGCUGUGCUCCCAUUUUACGUGCUCAUGCUUCUGGCUCCAAAGUCACAACUCACAAGGAAGUGCAUGGGAAGUAUGAUACCAGACACGGCGCUGGGGCUUUUGUAUGGAUAUCUAGUCUACUUGUCCUGGACGCCUGAUACUUUGCACCUUAUGUUUGGAGCCAAAUACAUGGUGCCCGAGCUGGGUGGCAUAACAAAGAUGUUUUCCAGCGAGAUGAGACUAACUUCGGCGUGGAUUCAUCUUGUGGCCGUCGACCUCUUCGCUGCCAGAAAAGUGUACAGCGACGGGCUGGAGAACGGGGUGGAGACGCGACACUCGGUUGCGCUGUGCCUGCUUGCCUGUCCCAUCGGAAUUCUCACUCACCUCGUCACCAAGGCACUAAUUGCCGCCAUGGCCAGAGCCAAAACCACAGAGAAAUUACCACCGAACUAAUAACAAAAAUACUAACGUACCCAUUUCGUCUAGCUAUAUAUCUGUAGUUUGGUUAUUGAUUUCCUUUUCCGCGCGCAUAAGUAAUAAUGAGAGG